Messenger RNA from Gopherus flavomarginatus (Mexican gopher tortoise), 1287 nucleotides. RefSeq names its product butyrophilin subfamily 3 member A2-like. The record is from RefSeq and is a predicted model, not a curated record. The coding region runs from base 109 to 1287 and encodes 392 amino acids. The transcript has 17 exons. NCBI's taxonomy places the organism in Eukaryota, Metazoa, Chordata, Testudines, Testudinidae.
CAGCAGUUCAGUUCCUUGGGUGCUGUGUGUGGGAUUGGGACUCUGCCUUGCUGCAUGGCGACUCCUGGAACAUGCUGAAUCCUUAAGGUCCCUGCCCGAAGUGUCCCCAUGGUGACGUGGUGGCAGCUCUGUGUGUGCAACCUGGGGAUCCUGCUCCUGACGCCGUGUUCUCUUUCUGAGAAGUUCUCCCUGGCUGGUUCCCCAAGCCCUGUGGUGGGGGUAGUUGGCCAGGAUGUGGUGUUACCCUGCCAGCUCUCACCCCCGGCCCGGCUGCCCAGCAUGGAUGUGCUGUGGAGGAAAAUUGGAACAAGAUUUAUCCCUGUUCAUGAGUACUUGGAUGAGGGUUCCCAGAACCUGCCAGGGGAGAGUUACCAGAAUCGGACAGAGCUGUUCCUGCAGGAAUUCAGCACUGGGAAUGUCUCCUUGAAGCUGAAAGCGCUCCAAGAGGCAGAUGCUGGGACUUAUCAUUGCUUUGUGAAGAACCCAGAAUGGAGCCAUGAAGCCACCACUGAGCUAGGGAUUGCAGUUAUGGCUCCAGUGUUCAUUGAUGUGCUGGGCCCCCGAGGCCAGGGGAUCGGACUGGCCUGCAGAACCACAGGCUGGUUCCCCAAACCCGAACUCCAGUGGGUUGGAAACUGGCAGAACCUGACAACGGAGAUUGUGACCAACGUGACUCAGAACAGGGAGAACCUGUAUAGUGUUGUGAGUUACAUCACUGUCACGGAAGGGGAAGACAAUGGAGACAUCAGCUGCAUAGUGCGGAAUGACCAGCUGGAGACCGAGCGGCAAUCAGCCAUUCACCUCUCAGGUGACAUUUUCCCCCGUGUGUCUCCCUGGCUGGCUGCAUUCUGGGUAUUGUUCAUUCUGGUUCUCGUUGCUACUGGAGUGUGUGCAUAUCUUGGAUACACAGCAAAGCAAAAGGCCUCUCAGAAGAAACCCUCUAAAGAGGAGGCUCUGUUUAUCCAUGAGACUGAGAAGAAGACACUGGACGCAGAAUGCCAGGAGCUGCGUGAGAUGCUUGAUGCGCAGAGGAAGGCUCAUGAAUCAGAUUGUGAGGAGCUGCGUAAGAAGCUUGAGACUGCAGAGAAAGAGAAGCAGGCCCUGAAGUCAGAUUGCGAGGAGCUGCGUAAGAAGCUUGAGACUGCAGAGAAAGAGAAGCAGACCCUGAAGUCAGAGACUGAGAAGAAUGAGAAGAGUCUGAAAUCAGAAUGUCAGAAGCUGAAUGAGAAGCUUGAGACUGCGGAGAAAGAGAAGCAGGCUCCUAAGUCAGGUGGUCCAAUUCACUAG